Messenger RNA from Manis pentadactyla (Chinese pangolin), 3505 nucleotides. RefSeq names its product histidine decarboxylase-like. Gene Ontology annotation, biological process: L-histidine catabolic process; histamine biosynthetic process. The record is from RefSeq and is a predicted model, not a curated record. Gene Ontology annotation, molecular function: pyridoxal phosphate binding; histidine decarboxylase activity. Lineage: Eukaryota; Metazoa; Chordata; Mammalia; Pholidota; Manidae.
AAGCAAAUAAAAAAGUCUAUUUUUUGGCACUUUGAAAGCAUUUGAUCACUGUUUGCUCAGAACUCAAGCUCCAAGAGUAGUGUUUCUCCUCCCCAUGGUAGUUUUCACAUGUCCUUUUACACACACACACUCUUCUAAGUGAUGAAGUCUGGGGAUGUUUCAAUUGUUACUCCUUUUGCUUAUCUGUGUUUUCUUAUCUCUCUGUAACAAUCAGUAUUAUGUAGUAAUUAAAAAAACCCAGUGUGUUAGAGGAUAACAUCUGCCUGUUGCUGAGCCCAGCACAGCCAGCAGGGCAGCAUCACUUAAGGGCCUGUCCUCCCCUCCCUGUGGUGGAUGGCGAAGCAAAGGCAGUCAUAAUACUGAUAAUUUGUGCUGCUUAUUCUGCAUGGCUUUGUGCUGUGCUACAGAGCUGGGAGCUUUCACGGAGGCUGAGGCCCUGUGGUGUAAAUCCAGGGGCAGAAAGCAUGAGGGCCCUUUACCGUAUUCACUUGGAGGCUGCCUGCAGGCUUCGGUUGCUAAGUGCGCUUUUUGAUUCAGAAGCACUUUUCACCCUGCAUCUCUGUCUCUCUCUCUUAAAAUCCUGGAUCUCUUGACCAGCCAAAGAUGAGUUCACUGUUCCCAUCAAGGACUGGGAGAAAGAAGGGGUGGGAUUAAUUGGGCCUGGAGGCAGGGCCCGGAGGGCGGAGCUAAGGUGGAAGAAAGGAGAGCCCUCUAAAUAAAGGGCAGGCGCUGGCUGCCCAGGAGCACACCUUCCUCCUAGUCUGUGUGUGUCUUGUGAGGAGCCGAGCCUGACCCGGGGAGAUGAUGGAGCCUGAGGAAUACAGAGAGCGAGGAAAAGAGAUGGUGGAUUGCAUCUGCCAGUACCUGAGCACGGUGCGGGAGCGGCGGGUGACUCCAGACGUGUGGCCUGGCUACCUGCUAGCGCAGCUGCCUGAGGCUGCCCCUGAGAAACCUGACAGCUGGGACAGCAUCUUUGGGGACACUGAGCGCAUCAUUAUGCCUGGGUGAGAGACAGUGGUACACUGGCAGAACCCCCAUAUGCACGCCUACUACCCAGCUCUCACCUCUUGGCCAUCGCUGCUGGGAGACAUGCUGGCUGAUGCCAUCAACUGCUUGGGGUUCACCUGGGCUUCCAGCCCUGUGUGCACGGAGCUCGAGAUGAACGUCAUGGACUGGCUGGCAAAAAUGCUGGGACUCCCAGAGCACUUCCUGCACCACCAGCCCGGCAGCCAGGGGGGAGGCGUCCUGCAGUUCAGAGUCAGUGAGUCCAACUUGAUUGCUUUGCUGGCGGCAAGGAAGAACAAAAUCCUGGAAAUGAAAGCAUCUGAGCCUGGGGCAGACGAGUCCUCCCUGAACGCCCGGCUCAUUGCCUAUGCCUCUGAUCAGGCUCACUCCUCAGUGGAAAAGGCUGGUUUGAUUUCUCUUGUGAAGAUGAAAUUUCUGCCUGUGGACGACAACUUCUCACUCCGAGGGGAAGCUCUUAAGAAAGCCAUCGAGGAGGACAAGAAGCGGGGCUUGGUGCCUGUUUUUGUCCGUGCAACACUGGGGACCACCGGGGUGUGUGCAUUUGACUGCCUGUCGGAGCUGGGCCCCAUCUGUGCCAGUGAGGGGCUGUGGCUCCACAUCGAUGCUGCCUAUGCAGGCUCUGCCUUCCUGUGCCCUGAGUUCCGGGGCUUUCUGAAGGGCAUCGAGUAUGCCGAUUCCUUCACCUUUAAUCCUUCCAAGUGGAUGAUGGUGCACUUUGAUUGCACUGGGUUCUGGGUCAAGGACAAGUUCAAGCUGCAGCAGACCUUCAGUGUGAACCCCGUCUACCUCAGGCAUGCCAACUCGGGUGCGGCCACCGACUUCAUGCACUGGCAGAUCCCCCUGAGCCGGCGGUUUCACUCUAUUAAACUCUGGUUCGUGAUUCGGUCCUUCGGUGUGAGGAAUCUUCAAGCGCACAUCAGACAUGGUACAGAAAUGGCUAAAUAUUUUGAAUCUUUGGUCAGAAAUGACCUCUUUGAAAUUCCUGCCCAGAGGCACCUUGGCCUGGUGGUUUUCCGUCUAAAGGGUCCUAAUUGUCUCACAGAAAGUGUGUUGAAAGAAAUAACUAAAGCUGGCCGUCUCUUCCUCAUCCCCGCCACUAUCCAGGACAAGUUGAUAAUCCGUUUCACCGUGACAUCCCAGUUCACCACCAGGGAUGACAUCCUGAGAGACUGGACUCUUAUCCGAGAUGCUGCCACUCGCAUUCUGAGUCAGCAUUGUACUUCGCAACCUAGCCCUCAGGUCGGGAACCUCAUCCCCCCACCUGGGGGCCCCAGGGCCUUGGCCAACGGAAUGUCCUUUCAGUCUGUUGGUGAGGCAGGGGGUGACCCAGCCCAGGCCAGGAAGAUCAUCAAGCCGCCUCAGCGUGUGGGAGCCAGUCUUGGGAGAAGCGAAGACAGCCGCCGUCCUGAAACCCUGCUGGACCCACGUGAUGACUGCUUUGCGGAAGAGUCUCCAGCUGUUACCAAGCACAAGCUGUCCUCCUUCCUGUUCAGUUACUUGUCCGUGCAGAACAAGAAGAAGGCAGUGCGUUCCCUCAGUUGUAAUAGCGUGCCUGUGAGUGCUCAGAAACCACUGCCUACAGAUGGCUCUGUGAGGAGUGGGGGCUCCUCCCGGGUCAGAAUCUUCUCUAGGUUUCCAGAAGAGAUGAUGAUGCUAAAGAAAAGUGCCUUCAAAAAACUCAUCAAGUUCUACAGCGUCCCCAGCUUUCCUGAGUGCAGCUCUCAGUGUGGGCUCCCGCUGUCCUGCUGCCCCCUGCAGGCAAUGGUUUAGGCCGGAGGUUUCUGCCAGAGGCCCGGGUUUCGGCCAGGAUGUGUUUCAGGGAGUCUCUGAACCCCUCCGAAUUGUGUGCUGAAUUCGUGUGCUUAUGUGUGUGUGCGUUUUUCUUGGGAGAGAGCCCCUAAUUUUUAUCAGGUUCUCAUAGGGGUUCAUGACCUAUAAUGGUACAGAAGGUUCUGGCAGUCUGGUCAGAGAGAAAAGGUCCAGGGUAGUGUACUGACAGGCAGCUUCUGUGGUGCAGCUUGUGAUAUUCAAUAUAAUGUAGCAAUAAAUUGUGCUCGUCCCAAAAAAGCCUCUCUUGUGUGAUUUCGUUGACCACUGAAAUAUUGAUUAUUUAACCAGAGCAUAUCCUGCAGCCUAAAUGCAUGUACUAUGGAUUCUGAUUCUCAGGAUGCUGAAGGUUUGAAUUUAACGGUGAGGAAAAGAGUUUGGAGGAGCUGUUGGUACGAAGAAGGCAGGUGCUUGAGUCAGGCACUGUGGCUUAGCAUUGAUAAAUGAGGACACUGAAGCCCCAGGUCACUAAGCUUGUAAGUGGGCAAGCCCAGGUCUCCUUGUCUUCAACAAUGCCCAUGCUAUUUGCACCAUGCUGUACUAUUCAAGGUGGUACUUGAGCAGAAGCUCACAGUCCAGCAGGACCCUCUGGCCCUUAGAACAUGUAACUGUUCCCCUCCUUAGGUUUGGAACUUGUGCAUUUUUUUCCCCC